Molecule: messenger RNA, 2283 nt
Organism: Peronospora belbahrii
Lineage: Eukaryota; Oomycota; Peronosporomycetes; Peronosporales; Peronosporaceae
Source: the annotation of a GenBank genome assembly
AUGGCUUCUACCGGUUUUGCAUCCUCUGCCAAUGGCCGCACAAGUUGUAGUCGCAAUCCAGAAUGUGGCAAUAAUGGGGGACUUCAAUUGAAUACAAAAAAGAAGAAAUUGAUCAUUAAACCGUUCAAAGUGACACCUAAACUACCGGAAUCAUUUGAAGAGGACACGUGGAAGAAACUUGAGGCUGCUGUGCAUGCUGUACAUGAUAAACAGAUGUCUGAACUGAGUAGAGAAGAGCUCUAUCGAUCAGUUGAGGAUAUGUGCACGUGGAAAAUGGCAGCCAGAUUGUACACGAGAUUGGAAGAAACGUGUGCAAAGCAUCUUGAGGAGAAAGUAGAAAAUGUAAUGAAGUAUACUGAAGGAGAUUUGAAUUUGUUUCUGGAAGCUGUACACCAACUGUGGGAAGAUCACUGCGAAGAUAUGCUGGUAAUUCGCACGAUCUUUCUCUACUUGGAUCGUACGCAUGUAAUGCAGACGCCACACAUUGCGUCCAUUUGGGACAUGGGACUUAAUGUGAUGCGUGGUAAUUUAGUGCAACGUCAGAGCUUGGAGACAAAGUUGAUCGAUGCGUUGCUAAAUUUGGUGGAAUCCGAACGCAAGGGUGAGGCUAUCAAUCGCAGUUAUUUGUACAACUUGCUGCGAAUGCUGCUGUCCUUACAUUUGUACCACACAGACUUUGAGACGCCAUUUUUGAUGGCGUCAGAAAAAUUUUACUUACAAGAAGGAGCCACAACGAUUGAGUCGGCGAGUGUACCACAAUUUUUGGUGCAUGUUGAAAAUCGCUUACACGAAGAAACUGAGCGCGUGGUUAAUUACCUUGAUGCAUCGACUAAGAAGCAACUAAUUUUGGUGGUUGAGACAAAAAUGCUGAAGCCGCACGUGGCCACAUUGCUUGAGCGCGGAUUUGAAAAUUUGAUGGAAGAAAGCCGAAUUGAUGACUUGAAGCGGAUGUACAGACUUUUUGCUAGGGUUGAUGCAAUCAACGACAUCAAGAUAGCAUUCUCUAGUUACAUACAGAAGAACGUAUCUAAACUAGUAAUGGAUGAUAAACAAGAGAAGACUUUUGUGGAGAAGGUACUCAAACUAAAAUCUGACCUGGACACGGUACUAACGGACUCCUUCCAAUUGAACUCGGAUUUUUCAUUCGCCAUGAAGUCGGCGAUGGAGAAUGCAAUCAACGUGCGCGCAAAUCGACCUGCUGAGCUUGUGGCGAAGUUCGUUGACUCCAAGCUUCGAACGGGUAACAAGGGUGGUUCUGAGGCAGAAGUGGAGAGUUUGUUGGACCGUGUUAUGGUUAUAUUUCGGUACAUUCAAGGCAAAGACGUCUUCGAGGCGUUUUACAAGAAGGACCUUGCGAAGCGCUUGCUGGUUGGCAAGAGCGCUUCAUUUGAUUUAGAAAAGCUUAUGCUGUCUAAGUUAAAAACCGAGUGUGGCAGCUCAUUUACAAACAAACUUGAGGGUAUGUUCAAGGAUAUCGACCUUUCACAAAAUGUGAUGACUCAAUUCCAGCAACAUGCUGCGAGCAGAAAUGCUUUGGAGACUUUGCACGGAAAGCGUGGCGUCCCUGACAUGCAGGUCCAAGUUCUGACAACUGGAUUUUGGCCACCUUACGCGGCUGUUGAAGUCAAUUUGCCAGCUUCAUUGGUUCCUUUGAAGGAGAUCUUCGACAAAUUCUACUCGUCCAAGUAUCAAGGGCGCCAGCUGCAGUGGCAACACUCUCUCGCACAGUGUGUGGUGAAGGCUGCAUUUCCUUUAGGCAAAAAGGAGCUUGUGGUGUCGCUGUACCAGACGGUGGUCUUACUUUGUUUCAACGGAACGGAUUCAUUGGGUUAUAAGGAAAUUAAGGAACAGACGCGCAUUGAAGACGGCGAACUUCGACGAACGUUGCAAUCGCUGGCGUGUGGUAAAACGCGAGUGCUGCAGAAGAUACCCAAGGGCAAGGACGUGAAUGACGAUGAUUUGUUUGUAUACAAUGCCCAGUUUACAAAUCAAUUCAUUCGCAUCAAAAUUAACUCUAUUCAAAUGAAGGAGACCAAGAAGGAGAAUGAAGACACACAUGAGCGCGUAUUUCGGGAUCGCCAGUACCAAGUGGAUGCUGCGAUUGUGCGUAUCAUGAAGGCGCGCAAGAAGCUAUCGCACGCACUGCUAAUGACUGAGAUUUUCACGCAAGUGAAGUUCCCUGCAAAGGCUGCUGAUAUCAAACGCCGUAUUGAGAGUCUCAUUGACAGAGAAUACCUCGAGCGAGACUCGAGCAACGCCCAGAUGUACAACUAUUUAGCCUAA